Messenger RNA from Etheostoma spectabile (orangethroat darter), 3764 nucleotides. It is a transcript of the gene capn5b, whose product is annotated as calpain 5b. Gene Ontology annotation, cellular component: cytoplasm. The coding region runs from base 270 to 2198 and encodes 642 amino acids. Lineage: Eukaryota; Metazoa; Chordata; Actinopteri; Perciformes; Percidae. The transcript is spliced from 13 exons. The record is from RefSeq and is a predicted model, not a curated record. Gene Ontology annotation, molecular function: calcium-dependent cysteine-type endopeptidase activity. Gene Ontology annotation, biological process: proteolysis.
UAUUUUAUUUUUAUAUCAGGAGAAGAGAACUUCCUCUUUUGGUGCCGUCUUCUCCACAGCAGCUUGAAGCUGCUCGGGAGAGGAGAGGAGAGGAGAGAAAGAAGCUCUUCCAGCGGACCAGGGAGGGAGGGAGAGAGAGAGAGAGAGAGAGCGUGGUGAGGAAUCCCAGCAGCCCCAGGAGAGUGAGAGCCGGACCGGCUGGACCCCCGGAGGAGGACCCGAAAGUGAACCACGUUGCCACGGGAGAGGCCUCACUUCAGGGCUGCAGUAUGUUCACCACAGUGAAGGCCUUCGAGGGGCAGCAGUACUCCACCCUGAAGAGGCAGUGCUUGCAGAGUGGCCUGCUCUUUGAGGACCCCCGCUUUCCUACCUUUGACAACUCGCUCUUUUACCAGGGCAACAGGAUCGGACGUGUAGUCUGGAAGAGGCCUCGGGAGCUGUGUGAGGACCCGCACCUGUUUGUAGAUGGCAUCAGCGCACACGAUUUACAUCAGGGACAGCUGGGUAACUGCUGGUUUGUUGCGGCAUGCUCCAGCCUGGCCUCCAGAGAGUCUCUGUGGCAAAAAGUUAUUCCCGACUGGAAGGAGCAGGAGUGGGAUACAGAGAAGCCAGAAUCGUAUGCUGGGAUUUUCCACUUUCGCUUCUGGCGCUUUGGUGAGUGGGUGGAUGUGGUGAUUGAUGACCGGCUACCGACGGUGGACAACCAGCUGGUCUACUGCCACUCCAACGAUAGCAACGAGUUCUGGAGUGCCCUGGUGGAGAAGGCCUAUGCCAAGGUUUAUGGCUGCUACGAGGCUUUGGAUGGGGGAAACACGGCUGAUGCAUUAGUAGAUUUCACGGGGGGGGUGUCAGAGCCUGUGGACCUGCUGGAGGGUCAGAUGGCAACAGACGAAGUUGCCCGAAACCAGCUGUUUGAAAGAGUUCUCAAAGUCCACAACAGAGACGGUCUUAUCAGCUGCUCCAUCAGGGCAACCACAAUAGAGGACAUGGAGGCACGGCUGGACUGCGGCCUGGUCAAAGGCCACGCCUACGCCGUGACAGAUGUACGGAAAGUGCGGCUAGGUCACGGACUGCUAGCCUUCUUCAAAUCCGAGAAGCUGCAGAUGAUUCGCAUGAGGAACCCCUGGGGAGAGAAGGAGUGGAGCGGCCCCUGGAGCGACAGUUCGGAGGAGUGGAACAAGGUGAGCAAGAGCGAGAGAGAAAAGCUGGGUGUCACCGUGCAGGACGACGGCGAGUUCUGGAUGACGUUUGAUGACUUCUGCCAGUACUUCACUGACCUGAUCCUGUGCCGCCUCAUCAACACCUCCUACCUGAGCAUCCACAAAACCUGGGAGGAGGAGGUUAUGAGGGGCUCCUGGGUCCACCGCAAUGACCCCCUCCGCAACCGGUCCGGUGGCUGCAUCAACCACAAGGCUACCUUCCUGCAGAACCCUCAGUACGUGUUUGAUGUGAAGAAGGUGGAGGACGAGGUGCUGAUCUGCUUACAGCAAAAAGAAAAGAGAGCCACACCCAAAGACGGGAAAGGGGAAAACCUCGCCAUAGGCUUUGAUAUUCACCGGGUGGAACUAAAUCGUAAGUACCGUAUGCACUCAGCCCAGCAGAAAGUAGCGGGAUCCAUCUACAUCAACUCGCGCUGCGUCUUCCUCAGGAAGGAGUUGCCGGAGGGCCGUUACGUCAUCAUUCCCACAACCUUUGACCCCAGGCAGCAGGGCGACUUCCUGCUCCGUGUCUUCACCGAUGUGCCUUCAGACUGCAAAGAGCUGACUCUGGACGAGCCUCCUCAGACGUGUUGGACGGGGAUGUGUGGCUACCCUCAGCUGGUCACUCAGGUCCAUGUACUAAAUGCUGAUGGUCUGCAGGGACAGGAAUCCAAUGGAGCUGUAAAUCCGUACGUGAUCAUCACCUGUGAAGGAGAGAAGGUCCGUUCACCAGUUUAUAAGGACACACGGUGCCCAAACUUUGACAUAAAAGGCCUGUUCUACCGCAAGAAACCCAAAGAGGGCAUCCACAUUGAGAUCUACAACAAGAACAUAAUUGUGGACACCUUCCUGGGACAGGUGAUCCUGUUCAGUGAUCCCAACGAGCGCCAGGAACAGCACACGCUUCACCUCCGCGACAAAGGCAACCGCCAGGACAGCGACCUCCCGGGCACGCUCACUGUGCGCCUCAUCACCUCGACCGCGCUCACUAACAUCUGAUGCGAUCCUUUAUAUAAUUAUGAAGAGUAACACUCAAGGUGGUGUUCAAUCAUGUCCACCGUUGUCUGCCAUUGAUCCUCCAACCAUGGCGGGAACUCACUGUGUCUGUUUUUUCUUCUGUCUCUGAUUGUUUCCCUAUUUCCUAUUGCUUCUGCAUUUAAAUUCAGCUUUGGAUCAAGAGUGUCCAUCGACAAUGUUUGGGGUUUGCAUUUAACCCUCCUGUUGUCCUCGGGUCAAAGUUGACCCCUUUAAAAAAAUGUCUCUAUCCGAAAUAUGGGUUUCUUUUUACCUAAAUUACCACAAAAAAGGGUUUGGAUUCCAUAUAACUCUCUUUGCAAAUACAAUUGAUCACUUUCAUUCCUGACUAAACUCAUCUGUACGUUCCUCUGAUCUUAAGUAUUAGUCAAAAUAAUUCAUCAUUUCGGCUUUUUUAACUCAAACAUUAGGUAUAAUUCUAUAUAAAUGAGGGUUAUUGACAUGAAUUCCAAAAAGUACUAUAAAACUAGUGGUAGUAAGGUGGAGUUAGUGAAAAAAAAAAAGUCAGAAAAAGGGAAGAAAAUGUCAAAUUUGUGUCUGUUUUUGACCCAGGAGGACAACACAAGGGGAUAAUAACUUUGAACACAUUCUUGCCAAAAUUGUCCCAUUAUUUAAUGUUUGCUUCAGAAAUUGUUUCUCAAAGUUUCAUUGCAAGUUUUGUAGCCAGAAUCUCUAUCAAUUACUAAGGUCCAGUUGAACUGAUUUAGGCUAAUAUUCCUAAAAAUCAGUUAACACUCUGACCCAAAUCUACAAACUAUCUUUCUACAUAUUGUUAUAUUCAAACUCACAAACAGACACACAUGCAGACAUGUCUGCACUCUCCAUGCAUGUGCCAAUGUUUCCAAGGGCUAUGCAUUGCCUUAAGCUUGAGUCGGUCUCUCCACCUUGGGGAGGCGGGGGGUAAUGUCAAAUACUCUUCUCCAUCCGCUGUUCUCAGUGUUAGUACAGCCUCCAUUUCUGUUCCUGCUUUUUCCUCAUAGUUUUGGUUUCUAUCUCCUAUAUAUUAACAUAAUGUAUACUCUUUUAUAUCUGUGGAUAAUCUCCCCACCCAGACACCUCAAAAUCUUCACCAGUUUGCCAGUGCUUUGGUGAGCAUGCAGCACUGUCUGUCACUUUUUAUUGUGGACUUUACAAAGUAAAGCCAACAGCAGCUAUUCUCUCCCUCUUCUUAACUGAGAGCUUUUCUGUGUUGUUCUGUGAGCGUGCUCAUGUGUAAAAUCUUGCCUCCCGUCGUCCAUCACUAGAACCAUUUCAAACUCCCCGAGACGCUUUCUGCCGGUUGCUAUGGAUGAUCUCAAAACUGCAUGGCUUGAAAAAAACUUUUCGCCUGUGCCGCAUAUUUCUCCGGUCGUAGCUUAGCAGCCGGUGCUUUUGAUAGUGCUACCCUUCCUCUUCGAUGCCCUGUCAUGCGUACACCUUCCCAGUCCAGUGGAGUGCAAAGAUUCACCCUGACAUAAUCAAGUGCUUUAUGGGACCAAAGAUGAGCCACCGUUCUCUGAGUCCCUUUCGGACUGCCCUGGCCCAGCCUGG